GAAGAAGGAGGAGAGAAAGGAAGAAGAGGAGGAGGAGUGUAAAGUUUGCUUCAACUCUUUGCUUGCACCACGCCGGCUUCUCCCAAAAAACCUCAGGCGGGACAAACAUGACGCGGCUCGGGCUGCUGGGGCUCCUCGCCGCGUUGCUAUGGCAAUGUGGCCACGCGCAGCAAAGAGGUUUAUUCCCGGCUGUUUUGAACUUGGCGACCAUGGCGAAUAUUACAGCCAACGCUACAUGUGGUCUAUCUGGGCCGGAGAUGUUCUGUAAACUAGUAGAACAUGUACCAGGUCAGCCUAUAAGAAACCCACAAUGUCGAGUCUGCAAUCAGAACAGCGCAAAACCAUUUGAGCGCCACCCGAUCGAAUAUGCUAUUGAUGGGACCAACCGUUGGUGGCAAAGUCCAUCCAUCAAGAAUGGAAGGGAGUAUCACCAUGUGACGAUCACGUUGGACUUGAAACAGGUUUUUCAGAUAGCCUACGUGAUCAUUAAGGCUGCCAACUCGCCUCGCCCGGGUAACUGGAUCUUGGAGCGUUCAAUAGAUGGCGAGACCUUUGAACCGUGGCAGUUCUUCGCCCUCACAGAUACCGAGUGUCUAACCAGGUUUAACAUGAAUCCGAGGACGGGACCUCCGUCAUACACCAGAGAUGAUGAAGUUAUCUGCACAUCUUUUUAUUCUAAGAUUCACCCUUUGGAGAACGGCGAGAUCCACACUUCUUUAAUCAAUGGCCGUCCCAGCGCGGAUGACCCGUCCUCGACCCUGCUUAACUUCACCUCGGCCCGCUACAUCCGACUGGUGCUUCAGAGGAUCAGAACGCUCAACGCCGACCUCAUGACGCUGACACUGCGCGACCCCAAAGAUAUCGACGCUAUCGUAACGAGACGGUACUAUUAUUCCAUUAAGGAUAUUUCAGUGGGAGGGAUGUGCAUCUGUUACGGUCACGCCAAGGCCUGUCCACUCGACAGAAUUACCAAGAAGUUUAGCUGUGAAUGUGAACACAACACAUGCGGCGAGAGCUGCGAUCGUUGUUGCCCUGGUUACCACCAACAAGCCUGGAUGGCCGGCACCUUCGUCGCUCGACAUGUUUGUGAGAAAUGUAACUGCCACGGGAAGGCUGACGAAUGCUACUUUAAUCAGACUGUAGCUGACCUUUCGCUCAGCCUGGAUGUCCAAGGUCAGUACCGAGGCGGUGGGGUGUGUAUUUCAUGCCGUGACAACACGGACGGCAUCAACUGCCAGACUUGCGUUACCGGCUAUUACAGACCUGCGGGAGUGGACGCCGAGGAUGACAAGCCUUGCAUUCCUUGCUCAUGUGACUCGCAUGGUUCGAUUGGUCUAACUUGUAUUGAGGAUGCAAGCAAGGCGACGCCUUCUCAGCCACCGGGGUCAUGCCGUUGUAAGGAAGGCUUUGGCGGCCUGCGAUGUGACAGAUGUGCAAUCGGUUAUAAGGACUACCCUGACUGUCAGCCGUGUAACUGCAGCGUUGAGGGAAGCAGCAACAAUGACCCGUGUACUUCACCCUGCUUGUGCAAGGAGAAUGUGGAAGGAGCAAAUUGCGGCCGCUGCAAACUCGGCUUCUACAAUCUCCAGCGCGACAAUCCCCGCGGCUGCGAGAAAUGUUCUUGCAUGGGCGUAGUGAGCCAGUGCUCUGCCUCCACGUGGGUUUAUCAGAAUGAGAGCACACUGACUGGUUGGUACUUGAGCGGAGAUUCUGGACGAAUCGUGUGGCCCAUUCACAGAGUGACACCUCAAUAUCUAAGUGUCCACCAUGCAGAUGUUGUGGAAAGCCUUGGCUCUGCUUACUACUGGAAUACACCUGACUCAUAUUUGGGAAACAAGCUACCCGCAUAUGGAGGCACCAUGGUGUACACUGUGUCUUACACUGUAGAUCAGCAGGAACAGGGUAUUAGAGUCACUUCAGAGCCAGACCUUAUCAUUGAGGGUGGUGGGAUCAAGAUUAUGGACAGAAGGUACGGACGACCCGUAUAUCCCACUUCACCGAGUACCAACAGGAUCGCUCUCCUUCCUGAGAACUUCCUGCUUUCAGAUACUGCUCAGCCAAUCAGUCGCAGGGACUUUAUGAGUGUCUUGGCAAACAUGACCAGACUGAUGGUCAGAGCCUCUUACAGUACAGAACCAAGUGCUGUGUACAGACUCCACUUAUUCUCCAUGCAAGUAGGUCAUCCAUUUGCCAAAGGAGAAAGAACAGCGUCGGCUGUCGAAAUGUGCCCGUGUCCUCCCGGAUAUGCUGGAACGUCAUGCGAGGCUUGUGUCGCUGGAUUCCGACGAGUGGAUGGAAACUUAUACAAUGGCGUGUGUGAAGCGUGUCAAUGUCACGGCCAUGCCACACAAUGCCACCAAAUUACAGGACACUGCUUGGAUUGUUCCCACCACACCGCAGGCCCUCACUGCGAGACGUGCCAGCCCGGUUACUACGGCGAUGCCACCCACGGGUCAGCUACAGAUUGUCAGCCGUGCGCCUGCCCUCUCAAUUUGCCCAGUAACAAUUUCAGCCCAACCUGCCACCUUGGAGAGCGAGGAGAGCUUCUGUGUGACCAAUGUCAGCUUGGAUACUCUGGACCAAGAUGUGACAGAUGCUCCAACGGGUAUUUCGGACAACCCGCAAUCCCGGGAGGUUCCUGCCGACCCUGCGAUUGCAACGGUAACCUGGACUUGUCUACACCCGGCAGCUGUGAUCCAAUCACAGGCCGGUGUCUGCACUGUCGUCAUGGUUACGGCGGCGUGGCUUGCGACACUUGUGAUGAUGGCUUCUUCGGCGAUGCCGUCAUUGCGAAAAACUGUCAGCCGUGUCGUUGCCAUAUUAAUGGUUCCAUCUCACAAGUCUGCAAUAAGGAGAGCGGGCGGUGCCAGUGCAGGGAAAAUGUGGUUGGACGCCAUUGUGACGAUUGCUUGCCUAAUUACUGGUGGGAUGGUGAGCGUCACGAGUGCGUGGCCUGCCGCUGCACCCACCUGGGCUCCGUCUCUCAACACUGCGACCUUGAGGGCCGCUGUCUGUGUCGCCCGGGAUUUGCGGGCACGCGUUGCGACCAGCGUCGCCAAGGUUACGAGAGACGGGAGACGCGACGCCCAGUGGAGCGCGUCCCCGUGGAGGCCGUGCAGAGAAGAUGGGGCGGCCCGGCUCGCUCAGGGGGUUGCCCUCGUGGGGCCUACUGGCCCAGUGCAGCGGCUCAAACGUACGGCCUGGCCACAGGUGGACAGUGCGUGCCGUGUCACUGUAACUCCUUUGGCUCCAAAUCGUUUGACUGCGACGAAAACGGUCAGUGUCGAUGCCAGCCGGGUGUCACCGGACCGAAAUGUGACCGCUGCUCACGAGGAUUCUUCAACUUCCAGGAGGGGGGGUGUACACCAUGUCUCUGCAGCCAUGUGGGCAAUAACUGUGACGCCAACACGGGCCAGUGUAUCUGUCCUCCAAACACACUUGGCGAGAGGUGCGACCGCUGCGCCCCAAACCACUGGGGCCACGAUAUCAUGACGGGAUGCAAGGAAUGUGGCUGUAGUGUGGUGGGCUCAGUGAGCCAGCAAUGCAACAUCAACACAGGCUGCUGCCUUUGCCAUGACUCCUUCAGAGGAGAGAAAUGCAACGAAUGUCAGCUAGGCUACAGAGACUUUCCUCAGUGCACCACGUGCGAGUGUAACAUCUCCGGAUCGGAAAAAGAGACAUGUGACCUUGAGCAAGGGAUUUGCGCUUGUGCGGAUCGAACCGGGAAGUGCAGCUGCAAGGAAAACGUGAUGGGCGACCACUGUGACCGUUGCAAGCCCAACACUUUUGGAUUGUCCCUGCAAAAUCCGUUCGGCUGCAGCAAAUGUUACUGUUACGGUUUGACACACUCCUGCAUCGAGUCGCAAGGUCUCAUUAGGAUGUGGCUAACGCUGAGGCCAGAGCAGACUGUGCUCCCCCUGGUGGACAAAAGCAGUAUUGUUGAGACGCAUACAGGCGUAAGCUUCCAACACCCGGAGAUCCUCGCAAACUCUGAGCUGGUCACCACGGUUCUUUCGGAGCCUUACUACUGGAAACUACCACAACAGUUCCGAGGUUCCAUGAUCACAGCAUAUGGCGGGAAGUUGAAGUACGCUGUCUACUACGAGGCCAGAGAUGAAACUGGGCCUUCCUCAUACGAGCCGCAGGUCAUCAUUAAGGGCGGAGCUAACCACAACAUUGUGAUGACACGUCACGUCACUGGACUCCAGAUGGGUCAGCUCACACGGCACGAGAUUGACAUGACAGAGUUUGAGUGGAGGCAUGCAGAUGGACAACUCAUGUCACGUCAUGAUUUCAUGGACGUUUUGUACUAUGUGGACUACGUCCUCAUUAAGGCAUCACAUGGCAACCAGAUGAGACACAGCCGUAUUUCAGAAAUAAGUCUCACUGUGGCGGAAGCGGGCACACCAACCCGGGAGAGUGAAAAAGCCUACCAAAUCGAAAAAUGCGAAUGCCCGCUUGGGUAUUCCGGAUUGUCCUGUGAGGAGUGUGCUGCAGGUUUCUACCGCCUUCGCAGCGGCUCGCACACAUCUGCUCCGGCCUCCAGGGUCCCCACUGCUGUGGGGAUGGGCAGCUGCGUUCAGUGCCAGUGCAGCGGCCACUCCACCACCUGUGACCCUGACACAUCCGUAUGCCAGAACUGCCAAGACAACACGGAGGGGGAUCACUGUGAACGCUGUGCUCCCGGGUUCUACGGCGUGGUCCGAGGAUCCCGUGAUGACUGCAAACCUUGCGCCUGCCCACUUACUACUACCGGGAACAAUUUUAGCCCAUUCUGCGUCACCGAAGGCUAUGAUGACUACCGUUGCACAGCUUGUCCAGAAGGAUAUGAGGGAAAACACUGCGAAAGGUGUUCCAGCGGUUACUAUGGUAACCCUCAGAUACCUGGUGGUCGAUGCGAGGAGUGUAAGUGUUCUCCGUGGGGGGCCUUGCCCGAACCAUGUGACCCCGUCACAGGCCAAUGCCGGUGCACGUUCGGGUCUUCUGGGAGGUCUUGUGACCAGUGCAUGGAAAGGCAUGUUUGUGGACCAUCUGGGAUCAUCUCGUGCGACGACGAGUGCACAGGCGUGCUGAUCACCGACAUGGACCGGCUGUAUCGCAUCAUCACUGACAUCACGCUGACCACGCCCCUCCCACCUCCUUACAAGAUCCUGUACCGCUUUGAAAACAUGACCGAAGAACUCAAGCACAUGCUAUCACCUCAGAAAGCUCCAGAGAGAUUACUACAGCUGGCUGACUCCAAUUUGGGAUCGCUGGUAGUAGAGAUGGACCAGUUACACAGCAGGGCAACUAAGGUAUCUGCCGAUGGAGAACAAGUGGAAGAUGAUGCCGACAGAAUUCUAAAGCGAGCCGAGGUCCUGGAGAAGUUCAUCAGGGAAACCUUGCUGGGAACUCAAGACCUCCAAUCCAAAGCUGACGAGUUGAACCGAAUGCUGGCGCGCAAAGACGGAACGCCGGAAAAAAGUUUGAAGGAGAUGAAGGAGGAGAUUCAAGCCAUGCUGGUUGAGAUGAGAAAACGACAGCUGGGAGGGAAAUGGCUCAUUGCUGACGAAGAGCUGGACCUAGCAGAAGAGUUGUUCCAAAAAGUAAAAAGGAUGUUCGGCAUUCCUCAUCAAGCCACAGAAGACCUAAAAGCCGAGAUUAAUGGCAAGAUGUCAGACCAUGAGGGCAAACUUCAGGAGGCCCAAGAGCUCCUUCACUCUGCCCGUGAGAAAACCAGGCAGACUGGUUUGCUGGCUGGACAAAACCAAGCCAAUCUCACCUUCUUGGAGGGGAGGCAUGCUGCGGUCCUCGGGGUGAAACAAGAAGCACAGAAGGUCAUUGGGGAAGCAGAAAACCUUCUGGAUGACGCCAACCAACUUUCAGACAACAUCAAUAAAGAGUUAGAGGAUGCAGAGGAGAUGAGAAGAGAUCUCGGUCCUCUUCACGACCAGCUGGAUGACAAAGUCCGAGACCUGACGGACGGUUUGAGCGGCGGCGGUCUGGCUCAUCGUGUACGCGCUGCCGAGGAUCACGCGCAACAGCUUAAUGAAUCGGCUGCAAUUUUAGAUGGAAUCUUGGCCGAAGCGAAGAAUCUCUCCUUCAAUGCAACAGCUGCCUUUAAAGCAUACACAAAUAUUAAAGCCAACAUCGACGAAGCAGAGAAAGAGGCAAAGGCGGCCAAACAGACUGCAUCAGAAGCACUGACAAUGGCUUUAGGUCCGGAGAUCCCAGUGAAGGAGGAAGCUCAAGGUGCCCUUCAGAAGAGUCUCAAGCUGCUCAACCAGGCUAAGCAACUUCAUAAUGAUGUCAAAGACAAUGCCGCGACCGUGUCCGGAUUGAAGGGCAGAGUCAAGUCGGCAAAAGACCAAACCAAAGACCUGCUCAUCGCUAUCAAUGGAACCAUGACAACACUCAAGACAAUGCCCAACGACACCACGGCCAAGUUGGCGGCGACAAAGGCUGUGGCCGCUGAGGCCAACGCUACGGCCAUCGACGUCCUGGAGCGCCUGGCGGCCUUGAACUUUCAGGUCGACGGCAUUCAGAAGAACUUCAGCCAAUUGGCCUAUACGGUCAGCGCCGCCAAUCAGAUGAUCCAGGACCCGGAUAAAAAUAUCCACGCGGCCGGAGCGAAAGUGAAGGAUUUAGAGGUUGAAGCUGAUAGGCUGUUGGAGAAAUUGAAGCCUAUCAAAAAGCUAGAGGACAACUUGAGGCGAAACAUCUCACAAAUCAAGGAACUGAUUAACCAAGCCAGGAAACAAGCCAACUCGAUCAAAGUGUCGGUGUCGUCAGGUGGCAACUGUCUGAGGAGUUACUGCCCUGACAUCAGGAAGGGCAGAUACAACACCAUCAUUCUUCACGUCAAAACCACCACGCCUGAUAAUCUGCUAUUCUACCUUGGUUCUGCCAAAUAUGUUGAUUUCUUGGCUCUGGAGAUGCGAAAGGGCAAAGUGUAUUUCCUUUGGGACGUUGGUUCUGGUGUGGGACGAGUAGAAUACCCACAUCUCACCAUCCAUGACGGGAACUGGCACAGAAUAGAAGCUUCUCGUAACGGAUUGAACGGUACCAUAUCAGUGUACCCUCUGGAAGGUCCGAGGGCCGGCCUUGUGCCGAGCCCAAACAGUGCAAACUCACCCGUAACUUACACCAUCCUGGACGUGGACCAGAACGCAUACCUGUUUGUGGGCGGAAUACUCGGCACGGUCAAGAAAGCGGAUGCUGUGAGGACAGCAACUUUUACGGGCUGCAUGGGGGAAACCUUCCUUGAUGGAAAACCAAUUGGACUGUGGAACUACAGGGACAGGCAGGGAGACUGCAAAGGAUGUGUUGUCAGCCCGCAGGCAUCAAAUGGUGAAGGGACUGUCCAGCUGGACGGGGAAGGCUACGCCUCAGUGGCACGACCAACAAGAUGGAACCCGAAUGUUUCCAGUGUUACAUUCAAGUUCCGAACAUUCGCCUCCGAUGCGCUGCUCAUGUAUCUGGCAACCGAUGACAUGAAAGACUUUAUGUCCUUGGAGCUAGAAGGUGGCAAGGUGAAGAUGAACUUUGAUCUAGGCUCAGGAGCUGGCAGCGCCAUAUCAGCUCACCGUCAAAACGACGGGCACUGGAAAUCCCUCACCAUGUCUCGCAACAAAAAGCAAGCCACAGUGACCAUCGUGGACAUUGACACCAGUGCUGAGGAGAAAAUCGGGGCGACGUCUUUGGGAACGGCCACUGGGCUGAACCUCAAGGAGAAGCAGAGUAUUUAUUUUGGAGGUCUGCCUACCAUUGGAAACUACAGCAUGAAAUCCAGGUCGGAGGUCAUGCUGAAGCGCUAUGUCGGCUGCCUUCGGGAGAUUGAAGUAUCCCGAACUCCAUAUAAUCUCCUCAGUAGUUCCGAUUACAUCGGGGUUACCAAAGGAUGUAAUGUAGAGAAUCUAUACACAGUCAGCUUCUCCAAGCCGGGCUUCGUGGAGCUCGGCGGGUUGUCCCUGGCGGUUGGCACCGAGAUCAGCCUGUCGUUCAGCACCCUAGCGGACACUGGAAUCCUACUGUUAGCAGUGGGCGGAGCUCCGCCCAUUAGCCAACAGGUCCGUCACCAAAACGUCAUCUCGAAGAGGAAACGAAGACAAUCGGGAGAGCCUUUCCUCUCUGUGAUGCUGAACAAAGGCCUACUGGAGGUGCUGGUGUUCUCGGGCAGCCACAGUCUGCGUCGAGUCGUCAGACGGCCUGAGCAAGGCGUCCUGAAUGACGGCAGAGAGCACUCGUUGCGUAUCGAGAGACUACCCGGCAGAUCUUUUGCAGUGCAAGUAGAUGAGGAGCCAAAGAGGGACUCUCCACUUCCCAAUGACCAGCCAAUCAUCUUACAUCGUGUGUUCCUCGGUGGUAUUCCUUCUGAGGUGGAGAGGACCUCCAACAGGGUCAACGUUCCCUUCCAGGGAUGUAUAUGGAAUCUCAUGGUCAACUCUGUUGUGUCAGACUUCUCCCAGGCGGUUUCCUUUGAAAACGCCGAAAUCGGCCAGUGUCCCAGCCUUGCCCCGCUCCCUCCUCUUCCCUACCCGACGGACGAGGAUGAGAAGGAAGUAGAAACGACCGAACCGCACCGACCCGUGCCCACUCCUGCAUUUGUUACAUCGCCUCCUGAACUUUCUCCCGAGGCCACUGCAAUUGUUGCACCCGCUGCCGCACCUCCUGCUACACCUACUUCUGCUGAAGCCCCGCCCACUGCUGACACGGACUCAUGCCCCUCGGCUGUGGCCCCUGUGGCUCUGGAGAAGUCUUACCAGUUUGGACUGGGAAGGAACAGUCAUAUGAGCUUUGCCUUCGAUGACGCCAAAGUGAGAGAAAGGUUGAUUUUGGAGUUCGAACUGAGGACACAUGAGGAAUCGGGACUGGUUCUCUACAUGGCCAGAAUCAACCACGCUGACUUUGUCUCCAUUCAGAUUAAGGAUGGACAGGUGUGCCUGGGUUAUGACCUGGGUCAUGGUAACACAUCUGGAUGCGUCCCCUACUCCAUUAAUGAUGGGAACUGGCAUAAGAUCCGUGUGGCUCGCAGCAAGCAGCGGGCACUCCUGGUGGUGGAUGGCCGAUACAGCAAACAAAUGAUUAGCCCCAAAAAGGCUGACCUGUUAGAUGUGGUGGGAAUGUUGUACGUUGGUGGCCUACCACACAACUACACCACCAAGAGGAUUGGGCCGAUUCUUUUCAGCAUCAACGGGUGCCUGCGUCGCUUAAAGAUGGUGGGAGGUGCCGUCACCACAAAGCCCUCCGCUCCGGGUCGUGCCGAGGCGCUUACUGAAGACUUUAAACUUGAUAUGGAGACGCCAACGUCCAGUCACAUGGUCGGGAGAUGCUUCUCCGCCACCGAGCCAGGAACUUAUUUUGACGGAACCGGAUUCUUGAAAGCAGUGUCCACCUAUCGAGUGGGUCUGGAUGUGUCUAUCGCGUUCCAGUUCCGAACCAGCAGAACUAACGGCGUCCUUUUGACCAUCAGUAAUCAAGGCAACGAUGGACUUGGUCUCGAAAUUAUUCAGGGCCGGCUGCUCUUCCACGUGGACAACGGCGCCGGACGCAUCACGGCGCUGCACGUGCCCGACGGCGACGGGUUCUGUGACGGCCAGUGGCACUCUGUCGUCGCCAACAAGGUUCGCCACAGGGUGGAGCUGCUGGUGGAUGGGAAGCAGAGUCAAGCUCAGAGUCCCAAUGCACGCUCCAACACCUGUGACACCAACGACCCCAUUUACGUGGGAGGCUACCCGGACGGUGUCCGUCAGGCAGCUCUGACCAGCCGCACGUCCUUCAGAGGUUGCAUGAGGGACCUGAAGAUCACCAAAGCCUCAAAGACCAUGGACGUGCACUUCAACAAGGCUCUGGAAGUCAAAGGAGUGCAACCGCUUUCCUGCCCCGCCAUUGCUGCUUAGCAACCAUUCAACUACUUGCCAUUUUCCCUACGCUGGUUAAAUGUAGCAGAUCCAUUUGGGUAGGGUCAAUAAAUAUGUAAAAGUGUGACAGAGUACUGUUUUGUUUGCUUGCGCCCUUUCACCCCAGCAUUAAAUCUACCAAUAAGAAUAAUCAGUAUCAUUUUUUAUUUGCUGCUAUGAACCCCAAAGUCAAAAUCACUAACCACCACAUUGACUAAUUUGACUGAAUGUAAUUUCAGAGGUAUGUGUUUUGAGUCUAACAUCUCUAAUUCACAUCUUUCCACACUGUAAAAUAUCUUUUUUCUUGCUAUGCCAUUGACCACAUAGUUUUAAAAGGUGCUGCUACACAAAUGAAUAAAGCUUUAUUUACUUGA
This is a messenger RNA of Syngnathus typhle (broad-nosed pipefish), 10252 nucleotides long. It is a transcript of the gene lama2, whose product is annotated as laminin, alpha 2. Gene Ontology annotation, biological process: axon guidance; regulation of cell adhesion; regulation of cell migration. The transcript has 74 exons. Gene Ontology annotation, molecular function: extracellular matrix structural constituent; signaling receptor binding. Bases 108 to 9878 code for a protein of 3256 amino acids. NCBI's taxonomy places the organism in Eukaryota, Metazoa, Chordata, Actinopteri, Syngnathiformes, Syngnathidae. Gene Ontology annotation, cellular component: basement membrane. The record is from RefSeq and is a predicted model, not a curated record.